UUUGUCUGACAUAAAACAGGUAAGCAACUGAGAUUUAAUGCCCCUAAAAUUAAGUAAAUUAGUUGUAUGAACUGAACUUGAAUGCACCAGAUGGGGGAAAUUUGGCGUAUCUUUCUGGGAACAAGCAAGCAGCUAGAAAAGACAGAAGGUGACUCUUCUUUAGUUUUUUUCUGUGCUUAGAUCCCAUCUUUAUAUUUGCAGCAAAAUUAUUCAGAGGGAUAAAAAUUUGUGCAUUGGACGGAAGAAAUUUAAUAUGGAUCCUGUUAAGGGUAUUCAAUAUUUCGUUGAGCACAAGGUACUCUCCUUGGAUGCAGAAGAAAUUGCCAGCUUUCUUUACCAGGGAGAAGGACUCAAUAAGACAGCCAUAGGAGAUUACCUGGGGCAAAGGGAUCCACUGAACCUCCAGAUUCUGCAGGCUUUUGUAGAAUGUCACCAGUUUGCCAAUCUCAAUCUUGUGCAAGCGCUAAGGCAGUUUCUGUGGAGUUUCCGCUUGCCCGGAGAAGCCCAGAAGAUUGACCGUAUGAUGGAAGCCUUUGCCAAUUGGUACUGUCAGUGCAACCCAGGCAUUUUCCAGUCAACAGAUGCCUGCUACAUCCUGUCAUUCUCUGUCAUUAUGUUGAAUACCAGCCUCCACAAUCCAAAUGUCAAAGAUAAACCUCCAUUUGAGCGGUUUGUGUCCAUGAACAGGGGCAUCAAUAAUGGAUCAGAUCUUCAAGAGACAGUAUUGAAGAAUUUAUUUGAUAGUAUCAAGAACGAACCAUUCUCCAUCCCAGAAGAUGACGGAAAUGACCUCACCCACACUUUCUUCAACCCUAGUCGGGAAGGCUGGCUCCUCAAGCUAGGAGGCAGAGUGAAGACCUGGAAACGCCGCUGGUUCAUUCUGACAGAUAAUUGCCUGUACUAUUUUGAAUACACCACAGACAAAGAGCCUCUGGGGAUUAUUCCACUGGAAAACCUAUCAAUUCAACCAGUAGAUGAUCUGAAGAAACCAAAUUGCUUUGAGCUCUUCAAUGCAAACUGCAAAGGGCAGAAGAUCAAAGCUUGCAAGACUGAUGGGGAUGGAAAGGUGGUGGAAGGCAAGCACCAAUCCUAUAAGAUCUCUGCAGCCUCCCAGGAGGACCGUGACCUAUGGAUUGAAGCCAUACGAACCAGUAUCACUAGAGACCCUUUCUAUGACCUGGUUGCUGCUCGUAAGAAAAAAGUUGCCAUCAAAAAAUGAACCUUCUGACUAGUACCAUCUUGUUCAGUGGAUGAUUAACACCAAGAAAUGACUUCCUUGAAGUCCUAAUGGCAAAAUUCCUCAACUAUCUCUAUGAGACAGGCAAGCGACUGAAAGGAUGAUCAGUGACCUGCUUCCAUUUCCCGGAGUCAAAGUAUGCAGAAUCAGAGACUGCUACAGGAAUUCUAUCUUGCCUUCAUGUUCAGAAAACAAGCACAAAUUUCUGAGGUUAUGGAGCAGGAUAUAAUUGUGUGCAUGUGCAUAUGUGUGGGUCAGGAAAUCCAGGAAAUGGCACACUUCAGCAGUUGCAGUGUUUUAUACAUGUAAAACUAGAUUUUUUUAUAUUAACUCCUCCCCCAUCUGAUUCACUGUUUUGGAGUCUCUAGAAUAAUGAUGCUGUCUGAGAUAAAUUUACUUGGAAUAAUAGUAUGAAGGGCAAAGGUGAACUAAUAGACUCAAGGGAUGCAAUGGAGCUUGGCCAGAAUAAACACAUAUUACUGUGUUGCUGAGCUUGGCAAAUGGCUCUUUUGGGCAUGCGCAUCAUUGCCAUGUUUAUUGUAAUACUGAACAUUAGUUUUGCAGGACAGAACCUUCCAGCCAAAAUCAAGCUCUAAAUAAACAAUGCAGCAAGUGGUUAGUUCCUAGGUUCUUUGAGUUGGCUGGUCCAUCAAUGUUGGAACAGCUGAAAAGUGUGAUUACAGAUCAGUAUUUGUUUCCUUCCCUCCUCUUCUGAAACAUUCACUAACCCAGAGGAUCAAAAACUAGAUUUUGCUAUGGAAGAGUUACAUUCAAAUUCCAUCUUGACCAUAGCUGAUCUUGGGGAAAUUAUUUUCUUCUCCUCUUAGGUUUUCAUCUGUAAAAUGAGUUCUGUAAAAAUAUAAAACUUGUUUAAUGUGGUUAUGAAGAACUGGGUUGUUGUAAGAGUGAUGGCUACUUGUAAAAUUGUAAAUGAGGACUACUAUAAUUUUUUUAAGUAAGUAGAUGUAAAGAGUUGCAUGUUAUUAAAAUAUACUUCCAUAUGCACAGAAUUAGGGUGUGUUGUUUUCCACACAGAUUCAAACAGAUGGAGAAAUAACAACUUUUCUUUUCAAAUAAAAAAAAUGAAAAAAACAUCUUGCAGUCUUAUGCGCUUGUGGUUUUGUUUUUGUUUUAUCAACAUAAAACAGAAGCAGGAGGUACGUUGCAUGUCUCUAUUGCUUUUCUUUUUUCUUAUGAAUCUCACUACACAACUUGGAAAAAUAUCAAAGACUUGUUAGAUGCAAAAAAUCUUAAAUUCACCAAACAGCAACCCUAGUUGCUGCUAGUCAAAGAAAGGAAGUCCAACUUGGAUGGGCCAACAAAUAACCUGAUAUAAGAUAGCAUCUAAUAUUACCACUGAUAGGUUUGGAAGCUGAUAUCACUCAAGGAUACAGAAGAUGUACCCUUAUUCAGAAUAAGGGUACACAGAAAUGAUCUAAGUCAAUUUUGGGUUUUAUCCAGAGCUCCUAAAGCAGAUCAGUCUGAUCUAACUCACUGCAAAGAUCCCAUCUGGUAUAAAUCCAUGAUCCUAAGUGAGUUCUGAGAAAAGAGAGCUCUAUUCAAUCUUGUUCUAGCAUGUGGAAGAAACAUGUGCUUGUUUGUUUUAAUUUUUACAGAAUAAAAUGACAUUUGCAGAAAAGCUAUACAUGUAAUGGAUGGAUGAAAUAUAAUCACUAUCAGAAUAAUUUGUAUGGAGGGUUUGAACUAGGCUCCUUUAAAAUCUGGUUUCUUUAUUUAGAAAAGUGCCCACAACCCUGUCAUUUGGCGAUAGGAUAAUAGCCUCUCUGGUGGGAAACAACCACAAUUUUCAGAUUAGGUUGAGAAGUAUUUUGCAAAAGGAAGGGUGCUCUGAAGAAUGGUGAUGCCUUUCCUGAAUGUAGUAGAGCUGAUUAUUAGGGAUUGAGGCAAAAGUAUAAGGCAUUAACUCAUCAUGGUUUGCAUGAAUUUAAUCAGUUUGUAGGUCUAGCUUACACAGUUUGCCAAACACGAACACAGCUGCUCAGCUGAAAGGACGGGAUAACAAUGAGGUGACAAAAUAUUAAUGCCAUCUGCUGGCUGGUGAAUGAAAUAAUGAUCUGAAUUUGAAUAUUCUAUUGCAUCCUGGCUUACAAUCCUUUCACAACUUUUUUUUAAGUUCACCAAUGUGAGGAAUGUUAGCAUGUGUAGUUUGAUCCUUUGGUUUAAUUCCUCAUCUUAAAAUUGGAGAUUCAUGAAUUGAUGUCCCCAGAUUAUUGGGAAUAUGUGUAGUAGAAAAAUGAUAACACUAACAAGCAGCUCCAAACAAGUUAUAGGUAACACUGAAUACAAUCAAGGUUGGAUGCUGGUAGCAAUUCCACAGCUACGCAGGAAAAAAAUGCAUAAAGUAGACUCAGUUUUUUGGAAUAUUAUUAUUAUUAGCACCAAGCCUUUGUAAUUCUGAAAUACAGCCUGAAAAUGUGUGAAUGCCAGAGAAGAAAUAAUUAAAGAUUUAUUGAUGCCAAUCUAUGUACGGUCAUCUAUUGUUUUAGCACUCUCUGUUUUAGCUAAUACAUUAUCUGUUUCUGCUAAUGUUGUAUUUACUUGUUACCUGAAUUAUUUAUACAUUAUUAUUAUGGUUUAAUUAGAUUACUUUGUAUUUUUAAUUGCAA
This is a messenger RNA of Candoia aspera, 3864 nucleotides long. RefSeq names its product cytohesin 4 (gene CYTH4). The transcript has 10 exons. The record is from RefSeq and is a predicted model, not a curated record. Gene Ontology annotation, molecular function: guanyl-nucleotide exchange factor activity. The coding region runs from base 254 to 1219 and encodes 321 amino acids. NCBI's taxonomy places the organism in Eukaryota, Metazoa, Chordata, Lepidosauria, Squamata, Candoiidae. Gene Ontology annotation, biological process: regulation of ARF protein signal transduction.